Molecule: messenger RNA, 674 nt
Organism: Colletotrichum phormii
Lineage: Eukaryota; Fungi; Ascomycota; Sordariomycetes; Glomerellales; Glomerellaceae
Product: ubiquitin-like autophagy protein Apg12
Exons: 2
Coding region: 153-602 (149 amino acids)
Biological process (GO): autophagosome assembly; nucleophagy; autophagy of mitochondrion
Cellular component (GO): Atg12-Atg5-Atg16 complex; phagophore assembly site membrane; cytoplasm
Source: RefSeq, a predicted model, not a curated record
CUUCCUUCCUGUGCUUUCUAUUCAUUCGAACAACCUCCCAGUACCUUACUUGAUGACUCGGCUAGCUCGACACCGCUCACAUUUCUUAUCCUCCUCAUCCUAACACUCCCUCGAACACGCAUACACUGUAGGCAACCACACAGCACCCGAAAAUGGCAACUCCAUCGUCGCCUGGCAUCCCGAGGUCAGACUCGGCGUCACCUCCGCCUGCAACCAUCCCAGAUCGUCCAGCCUCUCCAGAAGUGCCACUCACCAUGUCCGCCUCAGCCAUCCUGAUAGCUCAACCUCGCGAUGUGGCUUCUGCCCUGAGCAGCGCAGGCGAAUAUCCUUCAGACAAGGUCGUGGUCAAGUUCAAGGCCGUCGGAAGUGCACCCUCGCUCGCUCGAGGGGUGGCCAAGAUCUCUUCUACCCAGACAUUUCAUACCGUCAUAUGGUACUUGCGCAAGAGGCUCAAACUUCAAGAAACAGACAGCGUCUUUUGCUAUGUCAAUGACUCUUUUGCCCCUUCUCUCGAUGAGAUUGUUGGUAACUUGCACAGCUGUUUCAAGGAUUCAAGCGGUCAGCUUGUGAUUUCUUAUGCUAUGAAUCCAGCCUUUGGCUGAGAUUAAGUACGCUAUUACAUGGUAUACUAAGGCUGAACAACGAUGAAAAUGCCUCCGCCCUCUAGACUCCCA